AUCAAAACAAUCUUAGAAGCAUCACGAGUGACACCAGAGAGAAGCUUCUUAUAUAUCCUGGAGGACGCGACGGUUUUUGGUCAAGAUGAACUUGAAAAUUUGUGGUCCCAAGUGCUCACUAUGUUGCACCUUGCUUAGUGUAUGGGCAAUAAUUCAGCUGGGAAUAAUGGGAAUCCUUUUUUGGGUAAAGUCUCCUGCCUUUAUUGAAGACCUGAAGAUACCUGAUGAAGCUAUGCAUCCUCAUGAUCUAACCCCUGAGGAAGGCGCAUAUCAGUAUCUUCAAGCUAUGAACGAUUCAUUUGAAGUGAUAGCAAAGAACUGUGGAAUUGCAGCUGGUUUGUAUGCGGUGACAUUAAUCUUCUCUGGAUGGCAGAUGUGGUUGAAUAAAAGAAACUAAGAUACUGGAGCACCAGUAGAGGAAGAUUAAAAUGUAUCAUUGUGAGGUGCUCGUAAAAUUCUUAUAGAAGAAUCAAUGCGCCUUUUGCUAUUUGAUCAUGUGGGACCAACAUAUGGGUAUAGUCACUACUUUGUGAGAAUUUGAAUGUUAACACAUUGUUGUUGAAAUAAUGUAAACAAGAUUUAGUUGCAAAAUUAUUUGCUGAAACUGAAUUCAGUAAAAGUAAAUAUUUUGUUAGUUGUAUAUAUACAUUUUUAAUUUUGUUUAAAUUUCCAGUACCGUCUUUUAACAUUGUUUUAGUAAUGGAUUUUGAUUUAAAAAUCUAUGAUAUGUAUAUAUAUAUUAUCAAGGUAGCUUAAGCAUUUGAUCAGCAGUGUUAUAUUUAAUUCUGAAAAUGCUCUCAAGUGGCAAGCAAAAAACAAUUAUACACAGUCCUCUCUCUUAUAAAGCUCCUUCACAUAAUGUGACUUUUUGUAAGUGUGAUUGAGAAAAUACAUGUAAAAUUGAAUUGCCUGUGGAAAAACCCUUAUAGUAUGUACUAUUCAAUCUUUGAUGUACAGUCUCAAUCACAUUACAAAAAUCUUGUGAAAGAUAAUUUCUUGACGUGUAUAUAAUAUUUUCCAGAUAGUAGUAUAUAAAUUAUCUUCCUAGAAAGCCUUUAUAUAAGAUUUUGUAAAGUCAGAUUUAAAAUUACUGCUGUGCUUUUAUUUAUUUAUUUAUUUUUCUGAAAUCUAGUACAUCAGAAAUAGUUCCAUUGGGAGAAUCUAUAAGUAUCAGGACCCUAUUUUAUGUUGUAAAGAAGUUCAGAAUGACCCAUACAAGUUUACCGAUUUAUUUUGACUAGUAUGUUAUUACUAGAUUUAAAAAUGCACUUAACAUGUAUGGGGAAUAUAGCUUUUUUAAAGAUAAAAAUCAGAGCAAUAUGUAAUUAAAAUGCGUAAUGGUUCACCCCAGAGUUUACGUGUAGUAUUAUUAUUAUUGUAAUAAAGAAGUGCUAAACCUACAAGGGUCAUAAGUUAACAUGUAAAAAACAACACUGCAGCACUCAUAUAGGAUAUAUCUAUCAUUUACUUCUGAGAAUAUAUUUUCACUAAUAAUUUUUUUAUGUCAAGAAAGAUAACUAUUUGCAUACUCUGAAAAAUUAACAUAUUGGUGUCCGGUAUAAUGAAGAUAAACACUGGGAUACUGGUCUGUAGAACAAGUGUGAAAUAUUUAUCUAUAUUUGUACAGGUAUACAUAUAUUAAUAUAUAUUUUAGUAAGUACUGGUCAGGUGUGGUUUAAAUAAAUUCUACAUAAA
Messenger RNA from Cherax quadricarinatus, 1695 nucleotides. Its product is annotated as ribonuclease kappa. Lineage: Eukaryota; Metazoa; Arthropoda; Malacostraca; Decapoda; Parastacidae. The record is from RefSeq and is a predicted model, not a curated record. Gene Ontology annotation, biological process: nucleic acid metabolic process. Gene Ontology annotation, molecular function: RNA endonuclease activity.